Zootoca vivipara (common lizard) is the source of this 3880-nucleotide messenger RNA. RefSeq names its product eukaryotic translation initiation factor 2 subunit beta (gene EIF2S2). Lineage: Eukaryota; Metazoa; Chordata; Lepidosauria; Squamata; Lacertidae. The record is from RefSeq and is a predicted model, not a curated record. Gene Ontology annotation, biological process: translational initiation; formation of translation preinitiation complex. Gene Ontology annotation, molecular function: translation initiation factor activity; translation initiation factor binding; mRNA binding. Gene Ontology annotation, cellular component: eukaryotic translation initiation factor 2 complex.
UCCUGCUGCUGAUGCAAGAGCUGAGCGCGGCGGCGAGGCGGGUAGAGAGGCGAGAGGCGCCUGGGAGACAGAGCGAGGAGUGACUGACUCGGCCGGUGGGGUUGCGGCCACCCAGAGCGGGGACGAGCCCUUUCGAGUUUCUGCCUUGAGGGCCGGCGAGAGCCGCAGCCAUGUCGGGAGACGAGAUGAUUUUUGAUCCUACAAUGAGCAAGAAGAAAAAGAAGAAAAAGAAGCCCUUUAUGCUUGAUGAAGAAGGAGGAGAUGCACAAACAGAAGAAAUGCAGUUAUCAGAAACAAAAGAAAUGGAGCCAGAGCCAGUGGAAGACAAAGACACAGAAGCAGAUGAAGAGGACAGUAGGAGAAAAGAUGCAUCAAAUGACUUAGAUGAUUUAACAUUCUUCAAUCAAAAGAAGAAGAAGAAGAAAACAAAAAAGAUAUUUGACAUAGAUGAAGCUGAAGAGGGAGUAAAGGACCUGAAAAUUGAGGGGGAUGUUCAAGAGGUAGCAGCAGAACCACAAGCAGAAGAUGACCUUGAUAUCAUGCUUGGAAAGAAGAAGAAGAAGAAGACUGUGAAGUUUCCAGAUGAGGAUGACAUAUUGGAUAAAGAUGAAGCAUUGGAGGAUGAAGACAGCAAAAAAGAUGAUGGAAUCUCCUUUAGCUCUCAGUCAGGACCUGCAUGGGCAGGCUCAGAGAGGGACUACACAUAUGAUGAGUUGCUGAAUCGUGUUUUCAACAUUAUGCGAGAAAAAAAUCCAGAUAUGGUAGCUGGUGAAAAACGAAAAUUUGUCAUGAAGCCUCCACAAGUUGUAAGAGUAGGAACCAAGAAAACAUCAUUUGUCAACUUCACAGAUAUCUGUAAACUAUUACAUCGUCAACCAAAGCAUCUCUUGGCUUUCUUGCUUGCAGAAUUGGGUACAAGUGGCUCUAUAGAUGGUAACAACCAGCUUGUAAUCAAAGGAAGAUUCCAACAAAAACAGAUAGAAAAUGUCUUGAGAAGAUAUAUCAAGGAAUAUGUCACCUGUCACACAUGUCGGUCGCCAGACACAAUCUUGCAGAAGGACACCAGAUUAUAUUUUUUGCAGUGCGAGACCUGCCAUUCGCGCUGCUCUGUCGCCAGCAUCAAAACUGGUUUCCAGGCUGUCACGGGCAAGAGAGCGCAGCUCCGUGCCAAAGCUAACUAGUUGGUUGGUCGACACUGGAUUUUUUCAAAGUGAUCUGGGCACAAAAGGCUGGACAGGCUUACGACCUGAGUGGAUUUCCAAUGUAUUAAAACAAGAUUGUAAAAGCUGCUUGGCUUUGGGUUGGUCUGUGAAAUUCUUGCAGGAUGCAGAUCCUCAAGCUGUUGACAUUUGCUAACUGAAUAUUUUACCAACUGUCAAGUGUGAUGAGAGGAGGUGCUUUUUAAUCUGUUCAUAGAAUUCUGUAAAAUGCAAGAAAAAUUAAAGUUAUUAUAACAGUGACUCAUUUCAAGCUUUCUUUCUGUUUCUCUGUUAAAAUGACUGCUGUGGCAACAAUAAUACCUUGCAUACAUGCGAGUAUUGUGGCUGAUUCCAAAUAAUCAAAUGUGUUCUAAAAAAAUUGUUUCUUGGAAUGAGUAUUAUAGUAGCAAGUGAGAAAAGGUAAUGAAUGAAAUUCAUAAAAAUAUUUUGUCAUUAAAAAUAGAUUCUUUCAGAUGAAUGACUCCAUGGAUAUAAAAAAAAUCUAGUUACGUGGAGCAAGCCCACAGAUAUUUGUGAUUAAAUCUGGAUUGAUUAGGGUUGGGUUUCCUGUCCAUGCUUGGGCUCAGUUUCAUCUGUAUGCUAAUAUAGAUGAGUUCAGGGCACCUUACUAAUGCAUAAGGUUUGGGAAACAUGUCAGGGUACAUGCACAUUAUCACUGCCAUGUCUACUUGGAGAUUCUGCAGUGCUAGCUUCCAAAUGUGUGCUAGAGCAAUGGCAUUUUCAAAGUAAAUUGUAAGGCUGUACCAAGUUUUUUGCACACAAUUUCAAUGAAAGCAUCCACUUAAUAAUGGAAGCCAAGAAGAUAAUACACCUAUUAAACCUUAAUCGAUCCUGUUUCUUUCCUUUCCUUUCCCCUCCCGCUCCUGCCCUCCCCAUCAGCCCCCACGUCUGUCUUCCUGCAAGUUACUUGGUGUAAUUUCCUCCCAUUCAUAAUAGUGUGUUAAAAGAAUUGAGUACUGAUACGAAAACCAAACUGCCCAUUAGCUUUGUGUGUUUAUGCUGCAGUCUGUAUUUGUUUUAUCAGUUUGAAUGUGCUAAAAGAACUUCUAUCAUUCUUUGAGAGUAUUAAUCAGUGUGUGGAUAAGAAUCCUCCGGUAGACUGUGUACCUUUCCAAGACCUUUGCAAAGAUGCCUGACAGCACAAACUUGCACAUGCUUAUUCCAAACCAAGUCUAGUUGAAUUCAGUGGGACUUCUUCCCAGGUAAGUGUAUGCUGAGUAAACUUGUAGUCAUGCAGUAAGGGGUGCCUUGUCUUACAGAUCAGUAACUGGUAGAAGAAUAGGAAGCAGGGAGUGAGAAAAUAUAGUUUCUCAAGAAUUUGUAUUGGUACUGGUGCUUUUUAAACUUUUCUCAUAAAGAACCUGGAGUUAGGGGUGAGCAGUGAGGUCAAGAAGUUUGCUGUUUCCAAAUUAUUGAGGAGGGUCAGAAAAGGAGAGCAUCCAAAAGGGUAUCUCCAAACUAUUUGUUAAAAUGGCAAAUGUGGUUCAGUCUAAGCAACUGUAAAGUGUGCUUGGGGCAAAAUAAUUCAAGCUUCAUAUGUCUGUGACGGGGUCUGAGUUUUAGGGAGCAGAUAUUGGAUUGGGAUUAUGGGAUCAUUGUGGAUAGUUCAGUGAAAACUGGCAACUGAAAAGAAGCACGUUAAUUAGAAGAGGGGACUGAAAAUAAACUACCGAUAUUAUAAUGCCUUUAUACAGAUCUGUGAUGUGACCAUGCUUGGAAAUACUGUGCAAGUUGUGGUCACUGUGUCUCAAAGGAAGUUGUAGUGCUUGGAAAUUUGAAGAACAGGGCAACCCAAAUUGAGCUUGCCAAGUGAAGGGUACAGUCUUUGGGGCGUUUAAAAAGGUAAGAGAUAAGAUACAAUAAUAUGGAUAGAAAAUUUUCUCUCUCAUAAUACUAAGCUGGAACGUAUUGAUAAAACCCAACGAUUGUUCUGAAUCCCCAAACAAAAGUAAUGCCCAGGACAUGACCAAGUGAUGAAAUUGUAGAGUUGGAAGGGAUCCACCCACAUGGUCAUCUCAUCCCACCCCCUGCAAUGUGUCUCCAAGUGCUGGACCACAGCUUCCCUCAUCCCUGAAUGGCUGGCUCUGAAGGGAGUUGGGGCCCCACAUCAUCUGAAGGUUCACAGGCUCCUCACCCCUUGCAUAAAUGUCUGAAAUCUGUAAAGCGUGCUGGUGACUAAAAAGUGGUUAAGUAACUUAGUAGUAGUUAAGGCUUUUGCAAUGGCUACUGGUCACGUUGGCUGUGUCACGGUAAAGGGAAGAGGAUAAAUCAGUGAUAUGUAUAUGCUUUGUGGGCAUUUGUGGUGAGUCCUAUACUUUGAAAGAGUAGCAUGUAUCCAUAGUAUUAGCCAUAGCAGCUGGGUCACCCAAAUAAAGAAAGCUGGGGCCGACUGUUUUUGCAGACCCCACCAAUGUUUUAACGUUUGAAUACAUUCUGUUUUGGAAUUUUUAUUUGUAGGUGUUCCAUCGCACAGCUCAGUUUUUCUGCCGAAUCAUUUUUAUUUUCUCUCCAAAGACUUGAGAACAGUAAAAUCUAAAGUCAUGUUUUGUUUUGUAAAAAAGAAAAGAAAAUGUUUUUAAAUCGCAUCUGAACUGUAAUGAAUGAUAGAUGUAUCUUCAAAAGUUAAUAAAGCCAGGAUCGGUGCCUCUUGUUUAACAUUA